Molecule: messenger RNA, 676 nt
Organism: Suillus subalutaceus
Lineage: Eukaryota; Fungi; Basidiomycota; Agaricomycetes; Boletales; Suillaceae
Exons: 3
Coding region: 13-330 (105 amino acids)
Source: RefSeq, a predicted model, not a curated record
GCUGGAUCGAAGAUGGUGUGCUGGCCAUGUGGUCAAACUAUUUCGGAUUACAAUCCUAGGUUCCAUUUACACCAAAACCAACAAGUACGCAAAUACUCCAUUCACUUUGCGGCAUUGCCUCUAUCCAUUUCUCAAUCAGCAGCGAACAGUGUGUUGCUACGUGCAAAUUUAACGGCGUCCUCUUUUGGGCUAAUCACCAUUAUGAUAGCAUAUAUGAGCACCAUCCAAAACUGGAACGCAUCUAUCCUCUUUAUUGCAGCAGUCACUGUCAUGUACACAAGACGCUUCCACUGGCGUACACGCACUGACAAAUGUUAUAGAUGUUGUUAGCGCAACAAUAACGGCGAGGAAGGAGAAGCGCAUUGUUUGUUUGUGCGAGGUGGUAUGAACCGCUGAGGUGCUCCAAAAUUCUCUUUGGGGUGAAGUGGGUGGUAGGAAGAUGGCUCGCUCUUAUACUUCCCAGAAUUUUGUUUGGCAGAAUGGUUUAGGCAGAACUGAUCCCUGCCAGUCAUCUCGCGGGAAACUCAGCUAGCGACGAGUGACCAGUCCCCUGGUACUCGUCCGAAAUUUUUUGUUUCCCAGAAGUUGCGUCACUUCAAGGUACGAGCAAUUGCCAAUUGCUCCUUCAAGCCUAUGCAAGACCCCGAGGAGCCCAUCUUCGUUACUAAUGUCCGUU